AUGGCGGGCUCCCUUGCAGGCAAGUUCCUGGCUGCCGUCGCCCUAUGUGCCGCUACCAUUGCUGCGCCCACCGGCGGCGAUCAGAUCGUCUUGGAGGCCGAUGCCGACUUGACUCGUGUUCAUGAAGAACUAUUCAACGCCCAGGUCAUCCCUACCGUCUUGGAGGAGUUCCAGCCCAUCCUGGGUCUCUCGGCCGAGUGGUCCUCUUCCAAUGUAGCUGAUCUCGGAAACACUCUAAAGCCGGCGAAUCUCCAGUCUGCACCAUCGGUUUCCCUCGUCAAGGGCUCGUCAAUGACGAGAAGCUUCAUCGCCACGACCUACGUCCUGACCCUGACUGACCCGGACGCACCGACGCGUGACAACCCCAUCUGGUCGGAAUUCUGCCACUGGAUUGCGACGAGCAGCUCCCCCACCAUCUUUGUAGGCAUCGACCCGGAGCACUUGAACGACGUUGUUGAGUACAAGCUGCCCGGGCCUCCGCCGAAGACGGGCAAGCACCGUUACGUCUUCACCGCGUGGGUUCCCGCCAACGGGACCAAGGAGAAGCUGCAUUUGUCGAAGCCCGAGGAACGCAAGCACUGGGGAGGCGAGGAAGGGCGCGGCGUGCAGAAGUGGGCGAAGGAGAACGGUCUCGUUGCAGUUGGUGCGAAUUUCAUCUACGCCCAGAACGAGAAGCAGUGA
This is a messenger RNA of Colletotrichum graminicola M1.001, 681 nucleotides long. Its product is annotated as phosphatidylethanolamine-binding protein. Gene Ontology annotation, biological process: regulation of proteolysis; regulation of Ras protein signal transduction. NCBI's taxonomy places the organism in Eukaryota, Fungi, Ascomycota, Sordariomycetes, Glomerellales, Glomerellaceae. The record is from RefSeq and is a predicted model, not a curated record. Bases 1 to 681 code for a protein of 226 amino acids. Gene Ontology annotation, molecular function: peptidase inhibitor activity; phospholipid binding. The transcript has 3 exons.